GCCGUUUGCAAUGCUGUUAGGAGACAGGCACCCAACAGGAAUAUUCUUCCUCUUUCAUAGUCAUGCUACACAUCACUCUCGGUUUGUUAAACUAAUCAUCUCAUCUUGAAAAUGCCUUCAGACAGUGCCCACAGUACAGAUCAACCAUGCCUUCGGUCCAGCGAGAUAGUCUAGCAAGCACCAACCAACAUGCCGGCGACUUACUUGAGAGUGCUGCGCAUCUGAAGAACAAAGCCAAGUCGAAAGUCAAAGAUAUUGUCAACACACACAAUCCUACAGUAGAUGACCAUAACUCUACCGACAAUGAGAACGACAUCUUCGCCGAUGCGGCCUUCGAUCCAGCCCGGGUCCUCGACAAAACAUCGCCCCAAUCAAAAAAGUCUGCCCGAGCCACCAUUACAGAUGGCAUCAAGGACGCCAAAUACCUCGCUACCCAUCCACGACGAGUGAUGCGUAAUAAGGCUACGCGCCAGGCAGCGGCAACGAUUGGAAACGCCCGACAUCCUAUAUUGACGCCCGAUCGAGAUCAAGAACUACUCGACGCUCAUCAUGCUCUUGACCAAGCCAUCUCGAGCACAACUUCAAUCCGGGAAGAGGAGGAUUGUGAGGAAGCUAUUGGUGAAGUCGAAGAUGCUCAUGAUCGGAUACGAAAGGUCGAAUAUCAGCGGGAGAGUCUCCAAACGGCUUGGAUCCUACGUCGGCAUGUCUCUCGGGUUAGAGUAGUUCGACCGGUCCCUCGUCCUGAGAGAUCACAAUUUACUACCGAGUCCCGGUUUCAGUGGGAGAGAUAUGUCGGCCACCUGGCACUUUACUAUACGCGAGGGUUCACCGCGCCGUACAUUGAUGACUUUGACUCUCCUCCAUUUGACCUUGAAGAUCUCGCUCGCAUCAUCGAGAGGAUCGCCAUCACCAGCGCAGAUUGGCAGGCUUUCCUGCUCGGCAUUCGAGAAGUCUACAUGUGGAAAGAUCCAAAACGGACCGGGCGCUGGCUUGCCCUCUUUCUCGUGUUGUGGUAUACCCAGCAUAUUAUGGCGUACUUCUACUUCUACAUCAUCUACUCGACGUUGCGGAACAAGUUUCGGCCAAGCUCUGUCCAGACUGUUCGCGACAAUGUCACCCGGGCAAUCGAUCGUAAAGCUCGAGUUCAAGCCUGGGGUGACCUGAUCCAACGACAUGGCCAGCAUGACUGGCUCGAACCGUUCUUGGACGAGAUAGGUCCUAUCAUCCAAAUGCAGUUGGGUGAUGUUGCCGAUCUUCUUGAAGUCAUGGUCAAUUUUCACCGGCAUGAGAAGCCGCGGCUGACCAUGGCCACGGUGUUUUUCUUCUUUUGUUGUCUGGCCGUCAGCCUCUUUGCGGACAUGGCAUUUUGCGUGAAAUUGAUGUGGCUUAUUAUUGGUGGCGGCUUCUUCGUUACAUACCCUAUCGCGACGAAUUUCCCCAAGUAUCGCCUGCUUGUGUCUCAUUUCCGCUGGAUGUUCUGGGAUAUUCCUACACACGCGGAGUUGGCAAUAUUGCGGUUGCAAGAAAAAGCCGUGGUGAGGGAUGCCGAUUUGAGUGAGUUUGAAUGGCAGAAGGAUGAAGACGAUGAGGCUGAGGAUGAAAGCGCAAGCCACUCAGACGCUGAAGAGCGGGAAGAAUCGGCACCGUGGAGCGAAUCGCAUUCUUUCAAUGUCUUCGACAAAGCCGAUGGACGAGGUCAUCUGUUCGUUGGCAGGACAGGACUGGCUCUUCACACCAAGACUGCGAAACGAAGUUGGCCGUUCGCUGAACUUCAUGAGAUGCGGAAAUUUGAUGGCAUGGAGUCUGACUCGACUCUUAAAAACUUGAAGAAGCUACAUUCUCGGUCCUCUUCGACAAUGCAAAUCAUCUUGCUCCAUGGUGAGCUGGCGAUCCUGCUUCAUCCCGCGGAUCGGGAUCGAGUGUUCAACUUGAUACUGGCAUGGAGUGGGCAUAGAUGGCAGUCUCUGCAGAUGGAACGACAGAACAGUGAUCGGGGUAACCUGGAUAGAGCUAUUAAGCGAGUUUUUCAUUGA
Exophiala xenobiotica is the source of this 2033-nucleotide messenger RNA. RefSeq lists its product as uncharacterized. The record is from RefSeq and is a predicted model, not a curated record. NCBI's taxonomy places the organism in Eukaryota, Fungi, Ascomycota, Eurotiomycetes, Chaetothyriales, Herpotrichiellaceae. The coding region runs from base 147 to 2033 and encodes 628 amino acids. The transcript has a single exon. Gene Ontology annotation, biological process: negative regulation of toll-like receptor 9 signaling pathway; apoptotic process.